Lathyrus oleraceus (garden pea) is the source of this 861-nucleotide messenger RNA. RefSeq lists its product as uncharacterized. The transcript is spliced from 3 exons. NCBI's taxonomy places the organism in Eukaryota, Viridiplantae, Streptophyta, Magnoliopsida, Fabales, Fabaceae. The coding region runs from base 1 to 861 and encodes 286 amino acids. The record is from RefSeq and is a predicted model, not a curated record.
AUGAGUGAAUUGAGGAAGCAACUAGAAGAUCUACUUGAAAAGAAGUUUGAUCUUCCGAGUGUUUCGCCAUGGGGUGCGCUAGUGUUGUUAGUGAAGAAGAAGGACGAUAGUAUGAGGAUAUGUGUGGAACAUCUGAGAAUUGUAUUGCAGACAUUUAAAGAGAACCAGUUGUAUGCAAAGUUUCCCAAGUGUGAGUUCUGCUUAAGAGAAGUGAGUUUCCUUGGUCAUGUGGUUUCUAGUGGUGGUAUAGUUGUGGAUCUGUCGAAGAUAAAUGAUGUGUUACAAUGGGUGUAUCAGAAUUCUAUCACUGGGAUUAGAAGUUUUCUUGGAUUGGCUGGUUACUACAGGAAGUUCAUUAAAGGGUUUUCAAAGUUAGCAUUGUCGUUAACUCAGUUGACUCGAAAGGGUCAAGCCAAGGUUUGGGAUGUCCUUUGUGAAGAGAGUUUCCAAGAACUCAAGAAGAAGUUGAUGUCUGCUACAUUUUUGAUUUUGCCGAAUCCAAGUGAGUCCCUUGUUAAAGAGCUUAACAUGAGACAGAGGAGAUGGUUAGAUUUUUUGAAGGACUACGAAUUUAGUUUGAAUUUCCAUCCUGGUAAAGACAAUGUGGUAGUAGAUGAUUUGGGUAGGAAAUCUUUGCACAUGUCGACAAUGAUGCUAACCAGUAGUUUUCUUGAAGAGAUCAAAGAGAAACAAAGAUUGAAUUUGGCUUUGGUUGAUCAACUAACAUCAGUAGGUCAAGGCAACGAUGAGGAUUUCCAAAUUAAUGAGAACGGAAUUCUGAAGUUUCGAGGCAAAGUUUAUGUACCUGAUGUUCCAGAGUUUAAGAGGAUAAUCUUAGAGGAGAGUCUUGGAGCAAUUUGA